This is a messenger RNA of Notechis scutatus (mainland tiger snake), 2556 nucleotides long. NCBI's taxonomy places the organism in Eukaryota, Metazoa, Chordata, Lepidosauria, Squamata, Elapidae. The record is from RefSeq and is a predicted model, not a curated record.
AUGCAUUGUAACGUAACAGAAUGCUCAGUAGGGAGCACUCUUCUUCAGGACAAGCUCAGCAUGAAUACAGCUCAGUUGAUUGGCAGCAAGCAUCUGUCCGUUCUGCUAAAAGAUGAAAUAUUUACAGAUUUCUUCAACACAUUCCUAAAUCUUCCUGUGUUUGGUCAGACACCUCUUUUCAUUUGCAGAACGCGACAGUGGUACCUGUGGCCAGAAUUACCAUGCAACCAGGUAUCAAAGCACAAAGGCUUAUUGAAUUGGAUGGAGAAGCAUCGGCUGCCUUUCUUCUGCAAAACAAAUCUGUUUCUUCACUAUGUACUCUGUGAGGAGCUUGUCAGUUUCAUCCGGUCUCCAGAGGCAGCUGAGAUGUUGCGAUGGAAAAAGGCUGAUCAGUGGCUGCUUGAAAAAUGCAUUGCUGGCUGUAGAGGCAUGUGGCGUUUUCGGUCCUUCAUGCAAGGAAUGGCAGGAGAAGAGCUCACCAAGUUCUGGCUUGCUGCAGAAAGGAUACUUGGCAUUGAUGAAACAGAUGAAUCCCAGCAAGAUCUCUAUGUGUCGCUGAUCCAGAUCCUAAUGGCCACCCACUUGCAGGAAGGGUCUACAGUUGUCACCCUCUGUAACACAACUGUUGAAUCACUUCUGAAAAAGACUCCCUUUCACCAGCAACACGUUCACACUCGAAGGGAAAUCCUACAUGAGAUGCAGAAAGUGGCCCUGUUCAAGAUUGAAAGCUACUGGCUCCCCAACUUUUUCAUUCAUUGCAAAUUAAGCAUGGAAGAAGAGCCCAAGUGUCUCCGACUACUCAAGCAGUAUCAGGACCGCUCACUUCAAGUUGGCCUGCAGAGGCAGAAGUUGACAGCUAUGCCUCCGAUGAGCAUCCGAGAAAGCCAUUUGGACACAAAAUUCUACUUCAGUUUGAAAAACAAGAGGGAACUCUGGGAUCAGAUCAGAGGUAGGAGCCUUUCUCACAAAGGGAAAAAAAAAGAUGGCCGCAGCCAGAAGUCCAAAUCAUAUAAAGGCAGUCCUGUUGCCAAGAAGCUGAGCUUCUCCAGAAAGAGCUUGUCAAGUGCCAGCCCUCGUCACACAGAACCCAUCUGGGACUCUGAAGAUGGCACGCCUUUCGAUGAAUCGCCGAACUUCAAAAGCAGCCCAAGCCAGUUCUUCACCUCUCCUGUAUUGGAUGAGUUCCCUGACAAAUGCACCUUUAACAAAUUGCGCUCCUCCACUCCGGUGGUGCAGUUCCCUUCCAUGCUCACUCUGAAAACUCUCGUCAAAUCUUCCCCAUGCUUAGACUUCCUUCCUUGGGUGCUCACGGCUGACAAAUGUGCUGGACGCCCCUUCAGGGAGUUUUUGCUACGGCGGAACUACGCAGUAGAAGUCCAUCUCCUUGAUCUGUGGCAUGACCUGGAGGACUUCUUGCGCAUGAUGUUGUGCUCCCUUGGUGAAGGGAACAUCCUUCUGCGUCACGUGAUGGGGGAAAGGAUUUGUGAGCUGUAUCUGACGCAGAGCAACAACUGGCAUCUGCCCCUGAAACUAACAACACUCCAGAGCUUGCAGAAUCUCCUGCCUUCUGGUCAUGUGAUUCCCUGGGUCCUGAAGGCACAGAAGGAAAUCUGUAAGGUGGGAAGUAGAAAGGGUGCUUCGCUGCUUGUAACUAACAUGGCACAAAUGUGCUUUGGCACAUUUGUCAAUCUCACAGAUGCACAGUGUAUUCAAAUUCGGACUUUAAUUGCUGAAGGUGUGGUGAACAGGACUCUUUAUCAUGGUGCUAUCAUUUCCAUCUUCCCACAUAUAUUAUACUUCUGGAAGAAAUACUGUUAUUGGAAAGUGAUGAAAUAUUUCAGAAAACGUAAAGGAGAAAAAACAGAUGAGAUUCUUCCUAUACUACCACUGUCACCUACAAGGGUAGCUAGGAGGUCCAGUGGUUUCAGUGGAGAAGAUCAUCCAAUCAUCAGGUUUACUUUGCUCAAGGGAAUACAGCUACUGCUGCCUCAACCAAGGGAGGCAACAGAUGAAUCACCUGGAGAAAAAUCAUCAAUAGAAAGUGCAUCUCAUAGGAAAUCGUCAUCUGGUGCCUCUGUGCAAAAAAGAAGGAAAGUGAACUCAGCUAUAUUAGAAAGAAGCUACUGUGUGUUUCUUUUGAUAUCAUGGAUAUAUGUCCUGGAGCUGCAUCUACAAAACAUUGCUUGGCGUCCAUUCGUAGGUCAAAGAGCUUCACAUCAAGCAAGGAAGGCUUGCAAGCCACACUUUCUUUUAACAUAGAUAUUAAACAAUUCUCUUUUUGUAUUUCUCUUUACAUCUGGUGCAUUUUAUUUAUUUUAUCUGGUGUGUUUUAAAUAAAAUCGAAUAGCAUUUUAACACAUUGCUACAAUGAAUCAAAAGUAGAAGUUUUAUUGUCACUUAUAUUCAUUGAAUUGAAUAAAAUGAGUUCUGAACAUGAAAACAUUUAUCAUUUUGAUAUAUGAACUUCAAUAAAUUGUUAAAUUUGGAAGUAGAAAGAUUUAUUUAUUGUAUCUUUAUCUCACCUUUCUAACUUUAUAAGUAACUUUAUAAGCAAAU